AUGCCUGUUGAUUUUGCUGCUGGAUGGGCCCGAUUCGUUCCCAUGAUCGGGUACCACCAUGUGUUGAUGAUUAUCAUUGCAGUUGCUAUUAUUUUACUGUCAUUAUUAUUGGCCGGGUGUUCCUCAUCAUCUCCGCAAAUCCCCAAUAUCUUCUUGAUCUCGCUCUACUAUGAAAGCUACAAACCCGACUUCGACCUGUCACAAGUCCAACCUGAUGUCACAACAGCUAUCGCACAUAUCGUGGCCGGUGCUGAACUAGAAGUCCGAGUCGGAUACUUCGGUAUCUGUAUUCAACCCGACCACGGUUCCUACAUUUGCAAUGCAAAUGCCACAGCGCUAGCAGAGGUUGUCACAGUGGACCAAGACCCACUCAAUCUUAUUUGGGUUGCCUCGACCUUCAAGGAUGCAGUAGUAUUCCCAUACCUCCUUAUUGUGGCCGUUGUGCUCGCUUUCUUGUGUUUCAUUUUGCUUGCCACAUUCCCUGGCUGGCACGAAGAGCGCGAUGACGCUGGCUCCGAGCUUGAAGUCAAGCCCUUCCCCUCUCGCCCUGUUUCACAAGCAGCACUCGCCCUCAUCUUCGUUUCCUCAGUAUUUGUCCUAGUGUCCGUGUUAUGGCAACAUACAGCGUCCGUCGCAGCAAGUACUAUCGCCCAAGAUAUGGGCAACGGAAGCGUCAAGAGUGGAGUCGGUUCAUCAGCCAUGGUUCUUGGCUGGUUCGGCUUUGUUCUUUUGGUGGUCGUAACCAUCGGCCUUCUUGUUAUGAUUCUCAGCAUCAAACUCAUCAGGCAAUUAACAGAUGAUGAAUGA
Molecule: messenger RNA, 807 nt
Organism: Penicillium angulare
Lineage: Eukaryota; Fungi; Ascomycota; Eurotiomycetes; Eurotiales; Aspergillaceae
Product: Fig1 domain-containing protein
Exons: 4
Coding region: 1-807 (268 amino acids)
Biological process (GO): conjugation with cellular fusion
Cellular component (GO): membrane; mating projection tip
Source: RefSeq, a predicted model, not a curated record